AUGGCGACGGCGGUUCGGAUGAACAUCCAGAUGCUGCUGGAGGCGGCUGACUUCCUGGAGCGGCGGGAGAGAGAAGCUGAACACGGGUAUGCCUCCAUGUUACCAUACAAUAACAAGGACAGAGAAGCCUUAAAACGGAGGAACAAAUCCAAGAAGAACAACAGCAGCAGCAGAUCAACUCACAAUGAGAUGGAGAAGAACCGACGGGCCCAUCUUCGUUUGUGCCUGGAGAAGUUGAAGGGGUUAGUGCCACUCGGGCCUGAAUCCAAUCGGCACACUACGUUGAGUUUAUUAACAAAAGCCAAGUUGCACAUAAAGAAACUUGAAGACUGUGACAGGAAAGCCAUUCACCAAAUAGACCAGCUUCAGCGAGAGCAGCGGCACCUGAAGAGGCAGCUGGAGAAGCUGGGCAUCGAGAGGAUACGGAUGGACAGCAUCGGCUCCACGGUCUCCUCCGAGCGCUCCGACUCCGACAGGGAAGAAAUCGAUGUGGAUGUGGAAAGCACAGACGAUCUCACGGGCGAGUUGGACUGGAGCAGCAGCGGCGUGAGUGAUUCUGACGAGCGGGGAAGCAUGCAGAGCCUGGGCAGUGACGAGGGCUACUCCAGCGCCACCGUCAAGAGAAUAAAGCAGCAGGACAAUCGCAAGACGUGCCUCGGCCUCUGA
Molecule: messenger RNA, 666 nt
Organism: Pipistrellus nathusii (Nathusius's pipistrelle)
Lineage: Eukaryota; Metazoa; Chordata; Mammalia; Chiroptera; Vespertilionidae
Source: the annotation of a GenBank genome assembly